This is a messenger RNA of Molossus molossus (Pallas's mastiff bat), 2588 nucleotides long. It is a transcript of the gene SCIN, whose product is annotated as scinderin. The record is from RefSeq and is a predicted model, not a curated record. Gene Ontology annotation, biological process: actin polymerization or depolymerization; actin filament severing; barbed-end actin filament capping. The coding region runs from base 106 to 2253 and encodes 715 amino acids. Gene Ontology annotation, molecular function: actin filament binding; phosphatidylinositol-4,5-bisphosphate binding. Lineage: Eukaryota; Metazoa; Chordata; Mammalia; Chiroptera; Molossidae. Gene Ontology annotation, cellular component: cytoplasm; actin cytoskeleton. The transcript has 16 exons.
AGUCGCCGAGAACAGGGUCCCUACAGUCGAUCUCGGUUCAGUCCGACCCCAAGAUCAACGAACGAGGUCCUGCGCCCCCUUUCCUGAGCAUCGUGUGCCAGAGUCAUGGCCCAGGAGCUGUACCACAAGGAGUUCGCCCGGGCGGGCAAGAAGGCAGGGCUGCAGGUCUGGAGGAUCGAGAACCUGGAGCUGGUGCCGGUGCCCCAGAGCGCUUACGGCGACUUCUACGUCGGGGAUGCCUACCUGGUGCUGCACACGAGCAAAGCGUGCCGGGGCUUCACCUAUCGUCUGCACUUCUGGCUAGGAAAGGAGUGUUCCCAGGAUGAGAGUACGGCUGCUGCCAUCUUCACCGUGCAGAUGGAUGACUAUCUGGGCGGCAAACCAGUGCAGAGCAGGGAGCUCCAAGGCUACGAGUCGACCGAUUUUGUUCGCUAUUUCAAAGGAGGUCUGAAAUACAAGGCUGGAGGUGUGGCAUCUGGACUAAAUCAUGUUCUCACCAAUGACCUGACCGCCCGGAGGCUCCUGCACGUCAAGGGUCGUAGAGUGGUCAGGGCUACAGAAGUUCCCCUGAGCUGGGACAGUUUCAACAUGGGUGACUGCUUCAUCAUUGACCUUGGCACCGAAAUCUACCAAUGGUGUGGUUCCUCGUGCAACAAGUAUGAGCGUCUGAAGGCCAGCCAAGUUGCCAAUGGCAUUCGGGACAAUGAAAGGAAUGGAAGAUCUCACGUAAUUGUGGUGGAAGAAGGAAAUGAGCCACCAGAGCUCAUAAAGGUUUUAGGAAAAAAGCCAGAGCUCAGGGAUGGAGAUGACGAUGAUGACACCAUAGCAGACAUAACUAACAGGAAAAUGGCUAAACUGUACAUGGUUUCAGAUGCCAGUGGAUCCAUGAAAGUGACCCUGGUCGCGAAAGAAAACCCCUUCUCCAUGGCCAUGCUGCUUUCUGAAGAGUGCUUCAUCCUGGACCACGGCGCCGCAAAGCAGAUUUUCGUGUGGAAAGGUAAAAAUGCCAAUCCCCAGGAGAGAAAGGCUGCAAUGAAGACAGCGGAACAAUUCCUGGAUCAAAUGAACUAUUCCACCAAAACCCAAAUUCAAGUUCUUCCAGAAGGAGGUGAAACGCCAAUCUUCAAACAGUUCUUCAAGGACUGGAGAGACAAAGACCAGAGUGACGGCUUAGGGAGAGUGUAUGUCACCGAGAAAGUGGCGCAGGUGAAACAGAUUCCCUUCGACGCCUCCAAGUUGCACAUUUCUCCGCAGAUGGCAGCCCAGCACAACAUGGUGGACGACGGCUCCGGCCAGAUGCAGAUUUGGCGCGUGGAAGACAGUGGCAGGGUCGAAAUCAACCAAAGCUCAUACGGUGAGUUCUUUGGUGGCGACUGCUACAUCAUACUCUACACUUAUCCCAGAGGACAGAUUAUCUACACAUGGCAAGGAGCCAAUGCCACAAGAGAUGAGCUGACCACAUCUGCAUUCCUGACUGUUCAGCUGGAUAGAUCCCUUGGAGGACGCGCUGUGCAGAUUCGAGUCUCCCAGGGCAAAGAACCUGCUCACCUGCUGAGUUUGUUCAAAGACAAACCACUCAUUAUUUACAAGGAUGGGACAUCAAAGAAAGGAGGUCAGGUACCUGCUCCCCCUACACGCCUCUUUCAAGUCCGGAGAAACCUGGCAUCCAUCACCAGGAUUGUGGAGGUAGAUGUUAAUGCAAAUUCGUUGAAUUCGAAUGAUGUUUUUGUCCUGAAACUGCCACACAAUAACGGCUACAUCUGGUUAGGAAAAGGUGCUAGCCAGGAGGAGGAGAGAGGGGCGGAGCACGUGGCCAGCGUGCUCAACUGCAAACCCACGAGGAUUCGGGAAGGAGCGGAACCAGAGGACUUUUGGAAUUCCCUUGGAGGGAAGAGCGACUACCAGACGUCUCCACUGCUGGAGACCCAGGCUGAAGACCACCCGCCGCGGCUGUACGCCUGCUCCAACAAAACCGGGAGGUUCACUAUUGAAGAGGUCCCAGGAGAGUUCACCCAGGAUGAUUUAGCGGAAGAUGAUGUCAUGUUACUAGAUGCUUGGGAGCAGGUUUUUAUUUGGAUCGGCAAAGACGCCAAUGAGGUUGAGAAGAAAGAAUCUCUGAAGUCUGCCAAGAUGUACCUUGAGACAGACCCUUCUGGAAGAGACAAGAGGACACCAAUUAUCAUCAUAAAACAGGGCUAUGAGCCUCCCACGUUCACAGGCUGGUUUCUGGGCUGGGAUUCCAACAAGUGGUAAACUGAUUUUUGUAGGAAAAGCAAGCAAACAUUAUGGAGCAGCUGUCCCAUUACUAUUUGGGGGGAUAAAGGAAAAGGAGAUUGUUUGUGUGACUUUAGAAAAUUAAUCUCAGCUAUAUGGCUAUUUUGUUAAUGCCUAGCAUUGGUCUGAAAUUCUUUUCAAACUGGAAUUUUCUGAUGUUAAUGUGUAAUCUAAACUAAACUUUGUUAUGGAUCAUUAUUAGCUCUGCUUGAAACUGAUUUCUGUCUUUUUAUUUUGUUGUUUUUUUGUUUUUGUUUUUAUCCUCACCCAAGGACAUUUUUCCAUUUUUUGUUCAGAUAGAGUGGGAGAGAGAG